Molecule: messenger RNA, 600 nt
Organism: Durotheca rogersii
Lineage: Eukaryota; Fungi; Ascomycota; Sordariomycetes; Xylariales; Xylariaceae
Product: P-loop containing nucleoside triphosphate hydrolase protein
Exons: 6
Coding region: 1-600 (199 amino acids)
Biological process (GO): regulation of actin cytoskeleton organization; actin filament organization; small GTPase-mediated signal transduction
Cellular component (GO): cytoskeleton; cell projection; cytoplasmic vesicle
Molecular function (GO): GTP binding; GTPase activity; protein kinase binding
Source: RefSeq, a predicted model, not a curated record
AUGGCAGCUCCUGGUGUCCAAUCGCUCAAGUGCGUCGUUACUGGUGACGGUGCCGUCGGGAAGACAUGUCUUCUCAUCUCCUACACGACGAAUGCCUUCCCCGGCGAAUACAUCCCCACAGUAUUUGAUAAUUACUCGGCAAGCGUCAUGGUCGAUGGCAAGCCCAUCAGCUUGGGACUGUGGGAUACGGCUGGGCAGGAAGAUUACGACCGGCUGCGUCCGCUUUCAUACCCUCAGACCGACGUCUUCCUGAUCUGCUUCUCCAUCGUCAGCCCGCCGUCGUUCGACAACGUCAAGGCUAAGUGGUAUCCCGAGAUUGACCACCACGCGCCUAAUAUUCCCAUCAUCCUGGUCGGCACCAAGUUGGAUCUCCGGGAAGACCAAGCCACCCUAGAGAGCCUUCGAGCGAAGCGUAUGGAGCCUGUCUCGUACGACCAGGCAUUGGUUUGCGCCAAAGAGAUUCGUGCCCACAAGUAUCUCGAGUGCUCGGCUCUCACGCAGCGAAACCUUAAGAGCGUCUUUGACGAGGCCAUUAGGGCUGUUUUGAACCCCCGACCUGUCGCCACGAAGCAAAAGAAGUCGAAGUGCACAAUCCUAUAA